AAACUAGGUCGCGUUCUUCCCGAUACUUACCAUGUUUGUGCUGUUACUGCUGUUGUCCCUGUUGCAGUAUGGGGACACAUUUGACCCUGGAUGUAGCUUCAUGAAUGGUCAGUGUCAGUACAGUGUCAAACUCGGACACGAGGGUCAGUGCGACACUCAGACCACCGCCGCCACCACCGCCUCCGCUUCCUGCUGUGCCGCUGUACAAAAUGACGUCACGUUGAUGAAGGCGUCCAUGGCGUCCAUGGCGAAGCAGAUCGAACAGAUUCAGAGUACGACUCGUGCGAACGCGACAUCUCCCAACGAACUCCUCAUCGCUGAUGAGCUGCAGAAAGCUCUGCUAGAGAAGGAGUCACAGAUUGGCAACAUAACCAAACAAGCAGCCGCCGAAAUAGCGCGUCUGCAGAACGAGGUUGACACUUGUAGGAAGAGACCGGACUGCGGCGGUCGUCCACGUUCGACCACCACCUCUACCCCGACUGCCACUACUUCAAAACCAAUCAAUACCUACUAUCAUGCCACCUUCUGCGACUUCGAGAGCACCGGACAACUGUGGGUACAACCAGUCCAGCCAAGCCUUGUCGAAAUGGUACCGUGGGAGGGCAAAAAAUCCACCCUUACAGGGCCUCUGAGUGACCACACGCUGGGCACACCUGGUGGAGCGUACCUGUACAUAGAUACAUAUAAAUCGGCUCAGUGGUAUGGACCUAAGACAAUCAGUGCUAUCAUGGAGUCGCCUGUGUUCGCCCCGUCACCUAACUACUGUGUACGGUUCUGGUACAACAUGUUUGGCAAAAACAUCGAGGACCUCAACGUCUAUGCCAAGGUUGGCAGUGGUAAUGGCUAUCCAAUAUGGACGCGCUCCAAGGGCAACGCUAUCGAGUGGAAGAUGGGCGAAGUGGACAUAGGCUCGGAAUACACCUCAAGACCAUUCCAUGUUGUGUUUGAGGCAACCUCACGAAGUUACAAGACAAAGCCACACAGCACAUACCGUUACGACCCCGACUACCACGACACGUAUGGCAACAUCGCGCUGGAUGACGUGCUCGUCUAUAACACAACCUGUAACAGCCUUCCCCAGUGCCCUCCUGGUUCCUUCAUGCGGACAGUGAACGACAGCCGGUCCUGCUACUCUUUCCACACAUCGGCCGCGUCUUGGAUCACAGGCCAAGUGAACUGUAAAGUAGAGAAUGCCCUAUCCCAUUUAGUUGCCAUCAACUCAAAGGAAGAACAGGAUUUCUUGGUGAACGUCAUCAAGAGCAAUGCAGCCUUGACGGCUGCUGGCAUUGUCGGCUUCUACACUUCGGGCAACGACGAGUUGAAUGAGAAGACCUUUCAAUGGACGGGGUCAGAGGUUUCCAGCAACAUUACCUACACCAACUGGUAUCCAGGGCAACCAAACAACGUGGCCGGCGUUCAGCAUUGCUUACUGAUGGAGUAUCCCAAUGCUGACUACCAGUGGGGAGAUAUCGAGUGUAACACUGCACACCCCUACAUCUGUGAAGUGGACCUGCCCAAGGCCGUGCACCAACCGGGGACGUCUCAGUAAAAUGUGGAGGGUAUAAAUAGAAUAAAGCUAGAAUUUCACUUUA
Molecule: messenger RNA, 1592 nt
Organism: Haliotis rubra (blacklip abalone)
Lineage: Eukaryota; Metazoa; Mollusca; Gastropoda; Lepetellida; Haliotidae
Product: MAM and LDL-receptor class A domain-containing protein 2-like
Exons: 8
Coding region: 32-1549 (505 amino acids)
Cellular component (GO): membrane
Source: RefSeq, a predicted model, not a curated record